This is a messenger RNA of Naegleria gruberi, 4452 nucleotides long. RefSeq lists its product as uncharacterized. Gene Ontology annotation, biological process: protein phosphorylation. The record is from RefSeq and is a predicted model, not a curated record. The transcript is spliced from 7 exons. The coding region runs from base 1 to 4452 and encodes 1483 amino acids. NCBI's taxonomy places the organism in Eukaryota, Heterolobosea, Eutetramitea, Acrasida, Naegleriidae. Gene Ontology annotation, molecular function: protein kinase activity; ATP binding; protein binding.
AUGGAAGCAAUUGUUGGCAACAGUCCAAAUAGUACUUGGCAUGCUUUGGAUUACUUCUUCAAAGUAAUACCUUCUUUCCGAGAGCCUGAUAGAUUCAUCUACGUUCAUGCAGCCAGAAUGGGUGAUGGUAAAUUCAGUCUUCAUAAAUUUGAUAAAUUAGAAGGAAAUUAUCAAAAUAUUGCUCCUGAUGUGAUGUAUUUCACACUUGUUGCUCACAUAACAGAUGACAACUCUGUCCAUGAUGUGCUUUAUUAUGCUACCGAUUCUACAUGUACUUUUUACAAGUAUAACGAAACAAACAACUCAACCACAAAAAUUGCUGGUAAUGGAGUUUGUGAUACAAAUUGCAAUGCACGUGAAAAGCAAUAUAAUGAGAGUCUUUGCAGGGGUUAUUUAAUGUCUUAUCCACAUAAAUUCAAUAAUGAGAGUGAAUUGUCCUUCUACUUAUAUGGUGGACAAGAAAUUUAUCGAUUGAAGAAUAAUUUGGUACAGAUUGUGGCAGGUCAUGGAAAAUCAACUUCCUUAGAAGAUCAACCAGCAACAAAUGUUACAUUGGGUAUAUCUGGAACUUGUACCAACUCACUUGGAGAGAUUUAUAUACUACAAAAUUAUCGAGAAGGAACAGGAUAUUAUAUUAGAAAGAUUUAUCCAAAUGGUAUAAUUACUACUGUCCUUUCGUUGAUGGGAAAUUAUGCAUAUUCUGGUACUUGUUUGUUUGAUAGUACUGUUUACGAGGUGGAAAAUAAGAAAAUGGUGUUGGAUAGGUUAUAUAUUUACGAACAUCCAGCAUCUACUGUAACAAAGUUUGAGCUUACUUUCGAAUAUCCAAACACUGGAAAGCCAACAUUGCUUAAUUAUUCACAAACUACUCUAAUUGGAAAAUAUAACUCUUUUGUACAAGCUGGAGAUGGUGGCAAAGCAAUCGAUGGCAGAAUUAGUACUGUAAAUGUCGACGCUUUUGAUGGAUUUGUUGCACUUUCUGCUCUGGGUAAUGUUAGAUUUAUUGACAAUCAAACUGGAAUAAUAUCAGAGGUACUUUCGGCAAAAGGACAUGGAUUUUACACAGCAAUUAAUAAUUUCAAAUUCAUACCAAAGGAUAUUAUUUACUCUUACAAUGAGGGAAAUCCAGAAAUUCACAUAGCUGACCAUGUCUCAUCUUCAAUUUUGAAAUAUUCUUUGAAGAGCAAGAGUAUGGAGCCAAUGAAAAAGUAUUUUAUUAGCGAUUUGAAUAAUGCCCCAUCUACAGCAAAACCCUACUCUAUGGCAUUGGAUUCCUAUUCUAAUUUACUUGUUUCUAAUGAUUUAAGCUAUUGGAGCCCCAACUUUUUAGUUAAUAUAACCAAACUUGGACCAAAGGUGAUAUUUGGACAAAACAAAAAAAUUGAUGAUUCUAUUAGUUUGGAUUCCUCAAUAUUGGGUAGGCCCUAUUCCAGUUUUUUCAUUAUGUACAAUCAGGCGUACUAUAGCAUAGUUUCAGACAGAGGCAACAAUAGACUCUUGCUUAUUGACUUUGAUGGAAGGAAUAUUACAACAAUAGCUAGUAUGAAAGAUGGUAUCAAUGGACCAACUGGUAUUUGCUAUCUGAGCGAUAGAAGUAUGGUGAUAUUUUCAGAUACUGGUAAUCACGUCUUGAGAUAUUACAAUAUUAGGACACGUGAAUUGGGAAUAUUUGCUGGAAGAUUAGGAAAGAAAGGAUUUACUGAAGGUUCUUUGCUCAACGCAACAUUCAAUCAACCUGUUGGAUUAUCUUGCACUUUAGAUAAAAUUCUUGUGGCUGAUUCUCAUAAUCAUGCAAUCAGAUUAAUCAAUAUAUAUGCAAGCACUGUGGAAACUAUUGCAGGAACUGGAGAGGAAGGUUUUAAUGGAGAUUUCUUGGUACCUUUGAGUACUACAUUCAAUAAUCCAAUGGGAGUUUGCUUCCAAGAGCGUAAUAUUAUAGUUGCUGACACGAAUAAUCAUAGAGUUAGAGUUAUUGAUGUAAACAACAGAUAUGUUUCCACAAUCGCAGGAUCUUUUUUGGAUGGAGAUAGUGGAGAUGAAGGAUUGGCCUCAAAAAGUUUACUCAAUUCACCUCAUGAUGUUCAAUAUGAAGAUAAUGUAGUUUAUAUUGCUGGGAGAAGUGGUAAUUCUGGAUUUGAGGGAGAUGGAGGUCCUGGUUUAACAGCAAAGCUCAAUUUCCCAACAGGAUUGAGUCUUUCUACGAAAUAUAUUGUAAUUUCUGAUUCAAAGAAUAAUAGACUUAGAUUUUAUUUAAAAGAAGAAAAAACUAUUUAUACAUUAGCGGGUGGUUUUGGAGAUAAUGGGCCAUCUGAGAAUGGUAUUGGAACACCGUUCGGAGUUACAAUCUCUCCAAACAAUGAAAUUUAUGUCUCAGAUGUGUUGAAUAAUUUAAUUAGACGAAUUAAGAAUGGAAAAAUUACAACAGUAGCAGGUUCUGGAGCAUAUGGAUAUAAUGGCGAUGAUAUUAGUGCAUUGAAAGCUUCUUUGGCAUCACCUUCGAACAUUGUUGUCAAUCCUCUAACAAAUGACAUUAUAUUUUCAGAUACAAACAAUCAUAGAAUUCGAAUAAUUUACAGUGACGGAAAUAUAUCUACAUUGGCUGGAACUGGACAAGCAGGUUAUAAUGGUGAUGGAGUGGCUUCAGCUACUCACCUCCACUCACCUUCUUUUAUCAAAUUCAUUCCACCACAAUUCGAAGUGAUAGUUUUUUCUGAUUCUGCAAAUGGAAGAAUACGAAAGAUUAGCAAGGUGAAUAAUAUUUAUAUGGUAUCGACAAUUGCAGGACCUCCUGACUUGAUUGGAGUACCUGAGGGAUUAUCAAUUUCAAACGAAGGAGAUGUAUAUUUUGCAGAUUCAAAGAAUUUAAGAAUUUCAAAACUAAUUCCAACCUGUCAACCAGGAUAUGUACUCAAUUUGGAAAAAACAAAGUGUAUUCCUAUUUGCUAUGAUAUUUCGGCCCUUGAUCCUUCCUCUUGCUCCAGUCAUGGAAGUUGCAUCGAUAGAAACAAUUGCCAAUGCAUGAAUGGAUAUACUGGAAAUUCCUGUCAAUAUUCAAUCUGUCAUGGAAUUUCUGGACAAAAUAUUAGUGUUUGCUCAUAUUCGGGAACUUGUGUAUCUCCAAAUAAGUGUGAAUGUGUUUCAGGCUAUGCUGGAGAUCAGUGUGAAUUACCUACUUGUUUUGGAAAAACUGGAAGAGAGGGUUGUAAUAAUCGUGGAAAGUGCCAUGCUAGAAAUUUUUGCAUUUGUGAAAAUGGUUAUGCAGGAACAACGUGUGAAACAAAUGUAAUAUUGAUUGGCUCUCUAGUUGCGGUCUUUGCUGUUGCAUUGAUUAUUAUUGGCAUUGUGGUGUUAAUUUUAAUAUUUGUCUUUUCCAAAUAUAGGAAACAGAAGAAGAUUAUUGAUACCGAUCUUACACUGGAUGAGAGAUUGUUAUCACAAACUGAAUUGGAAAUUAGCAAUACAAGUUCUAAUCGUACAUAUCAUCAAGAAGAAGACAAGUUUAUCAUUCCAAUUGAACAAUUGAAUAUGGAUAAACCAAUUAAAAGACUUGGAGAAGGAGGAAUGGGAAGCGUAUUCAUGACCAAAUAUAAUGGAAUGAAGAUUGCUGUCAAAGUAUUUGAUUUGAACAAUUUUAACAUUUCCGAAGAUGAUUUCAAGAUUGAAGCAAUUUUAUUAAGCAAGCUUAGACAUCCAAACAUUAUCAACUUCUAUGGCAUAUCGUCUACACCUACAAAGAGAUUCAUAGCAAUGGAGUGUAUGGACAAGAGCUUGGAGUCCAUGAUUAGUUCACUGCAAAAAGGUACCUCUACAUGUUCUCUUAAAAUGAAACUAUCCAUUAUUCUAAAUGUAGUGAGUGGUAUCAAUUAUUUACAUCAUUUGGAGCCUAAUUUUAUUAUUCAUAGAGAUUUAAAACCAGCAAAUAUUCUCUUGGAUAAAAAUGGAAUUGCAAAAUUGUGUGACUUUGGAUUGGGAAGGGCAUUAUCUUCCAAUACAGUAUCAGCAAUCACUAGUAAGGUUGGAACAUAUAAUUAUAUGUCGCCAGAACUUUUCUCAGAUGAUAUAGAAAGAGGAGAUGCUCGAUCAAUUGAUAUUUACAGUUUAGCCAUCAUUCUAUGGCAACUCGUAUUCGAAAUUAUGGAACCAUAUCAAAGCUCGGAUACAAAAGUUCUUCAAAAAUUGAAUUUGGAAAAACCAAAAACCUUUAACAGCACUUAUCAUUUCCACAAAAGUAUCUGUGAAGAGAAAUUGAGACCAAUUAUUCCAUUUUCCACAUUGGAGGAAUGUCGUGAGUGGUGUGAAAAAUUCCUAGACCAAGAACAAGCCAAGUACUAUGAGGUAAUUUAUGAGAUGAGUCAAUUGAUUGAACAAUCGUGGAGUCAUGAGCCAAGUAAGAGACCAACAAGUGUUCAGAUUUUGGAAAAGAUUGAGGAAUGGGAUGAACGAGUUUUGUAA